Messenger RNA from Saprolegnia parasitica CBS 223.65, 654 nucleotides. RefSeq lists its product as hypothetical. The transcript has a single exon. The annotation marks the transcript as partial. NCBI's taxonomy places the organism in Eukaryota, Oomycota, Saprolegniomycetes, Saprolegniales, Saprolegniaceae. The record is from RefSeq and is a predicted model, not a curated record.
UACACCCUCUGCGGGUGGCAAGAACCCGACUUGCCGUUCCAGCCGUACCCUGCGUGCAGCUUCAAGAACUGGAAGACAAGCACGAUUGAGAACGACCACAUUCUAUUCCGCCCCGAGACGAGCGAGAUCCAAUAUGGGUUCAUCAACGCCGACGGCCACGUGGGUCCGAACGAGUUUCUCAUCGACAAUGCUCAGCUGCCGCGCCUCAUGGAGUGCAACGUCAAGAUCCCGUCGCCCGACAACUUGACGCCCAACCGCAUGGCGGCCAUGAUCUGGUCGUUUGCCGAGAACGAACCCUCGGACCUCUCGGCGUGCGUGGCCAUGCCCCGGGGCACGACCGCGCGCUGGUCCUCGCACGACUGCACAUCGAGUCGGGGCUUUCGUGCCGCGUGCUAUACGAAUGCGACGACCGAGAGCUCGUUUGCGCACUGGACGCUCGGUGACGUCUCGGAUGGACACCGGGUCACGUGCCCGAAUGGGUAUGCGUACGGCGUGCCCAGAAAUGGGUACGAGAAUCGGAUCCUCUUCGACUUGCUCUGGAAUGACAGCCCGGACGUGACAGCCGGUAUCUGGAUCAACGCCAAGCCCUUCUUGGACCAAAUGCACAACAAAGCGCCCGUGUACGACUAUGACCAAGCCAGCCUCGCGUCGUGA